GCUCGCCCCGCUCUGCAGCCGGACGCUGCGGCCGCCUUAGCCUGCGCCGCCGCCAGUCCCUCCUCGUGCGCGUGUAGGCGCCGUGUCUGCCAGCAGCUGAGUCCUCGGCGCGGCGCACCCAGGUACCCGCCCUCGCGGCGCCCUGACAGGUGCCGAGUCCGCGCUGGACCCCACCUGCAGCGGCCGCCGCGAUGUCCCCCAUGCGGAGGACCGUGUCUGAGAUCCGCUCGCGCGCCGAGGGUUAUGAGAAGACAGAUGAUGUAUCAGAGAAGACCUCACUGGCUGACCAGGAGGAAAUAAGGACUAUAUUUAUCAACCAGCCUCAGUUAACAAAGUUCUGCAAUAACCAUGUGAGCACUGCAAAGUACAACAUAAUUACAUUCCUCCCAAGAUUUCUCUACUCUCAGUUCAGAAGAGCUGCUAAUUCAUUUUUUCUCUUUAUUGCACUGCUUCAGCAAAUACCUGAUGUGUCACCGACAGGUCGCUAUACGACACUGGUUCCUCUCUUAUUUAUUUUAGCUGUGGCAGCUAUCAAAGAGAUAAUAGAAGAUAUUAAACGACAUAAAGCGGAUAACGCAGUGAACAAGAAACAGACACAAGUUUUGAGAAAUGGUGCUUGGGAAAUUGUUCACUGGGAAAAGGUAAAUGUUGGAGAUAUAGUUAUAAUAAAAGGCAAAGAGUAUAUACCUGCUGACACUGUACUUCUCUCAUCAAGUGAGCCCCAGGCCAUGUGUUACAUUGAGACUUCCAACUUAGAUGGUGAAACAAACUUGAAAAUUAGACAGGGCUUACCAGCAACUUCAGACAUCAAAGACAUUGACAGCUUGAUGAGAAUUUCUGGCAGAAUCGAGUGUGAAAGUCCCAAUAGGCAUCUCUACGAUUUCGUGGGAAACAUAAGGCUCGAUGGACAUGGCACUGUUCCUCUGGGAGCUGAUCAGAUUCUUCUCCGAGGUGCUCAGUUGAGAAAUACUCAGUGGGUUCAUGGAAUAGUUGUCUACACUGGACAUGACACCAAGCUAAUGCAGAACUCAACAAGCCCACCGCUUAAGCUCUCCAAUGUGGAAAGGAUUACAAACGUACAAAUUUUGAUUUUAUUUUGUAUCUUAAUUGCCAUGUCACUUAUCUGUUCUGUGGGCUCAGCCAUUUGGAAUCGAAGGCACUCUGGAAGAGACUGGUAUCUCAAUCUAAGCUAUGGUGGCGCUAAUAAUUUUGGACUGAAUUUUUUGACCUUCAUCAUACUUUUCAACAAUCUCAUUCCUAUCAGUUUGUUGGUCACGUUAGAAGUGGUGAAAUUUACCCAGGCAUACUUCAUAAAUUGGGACCUGGACAUGCACUAUGAACCCACAGACACUGCUGCAAUGGCUCGGACAUCAAAUCUGAAUGAGGAGCUUGGUCAGGUUAAAUACAUAUUUUCUGACAAAACUGGUACCCUGACAUGCAAUGUAAUGCAGUUUAAGAAGUGCACCAUAGCAGGAGUUGCUUACGGGCAAAACUCACAGUUUGGAGAUGAAAAAACAUUUAGUGACCCAUCAUUGCUGGAAAAUCUCCAAAAUAAUCAUCCAACUGCGCCUAUCAUCUGUGAAUUUCUUACCAUGAUGGCGGUCUGCCACACAGCAGUGCCAGAGCGAGAAGGCGAGAAGGUCAUUUAUCAGGCUGCAUCGCCAGAUGAGGGAGCGCUGGUCAGAGCAGCCAAGCAGCUGAAUUUUGUUUUCACCGGAAGAACACCUGACUCGGUCAUUAUAGACUCUCUGGGACAGGAAGAAAGAUAUGAACUGCUCAAUGUCCUGGAGUUCACCAGUGCUAGGAAAAGAAUGUCAGUGAUUGUUCGUACUCCAUCUGGGAAGUUACGACUUUACUGCAAAGGAGCUGAUACUGUAAUUUAUGAACGACUUGCAGAAACUUCAAAAUACAAAGAAAUUACCCUAAAACAUUUGGAGCAGUUUGCUACAGAAGGUCUGAGGACGUUAUGUUUUGCUGUGGCUGAGAUUUCUGAGAGUGACUUCCAGGAGUGGCGAGCCGUCUACCAGCGAGCGUCCACCUCUGUGCAGAACAGGCUCCUCAAGCUCGAGGAGAGCUAUGAGCUCAUUGAGAAGAAUCUCCAGCUACUCGGAGCUACAGCAAUUGAGGAUAAAUUACAAGAUCAAGUGCCUGAAACCAUAGAAACUCUAAUGAAAGCAGACAUCAAAAUCUGGAUCCUGACAGGAGACAAACAAGAAACUGCCAUUAACAUCGGACACUCCUGCAAACUUUUGAAGAAGAACAUGGGAAUGAUAGUUAUAAAUGAAGGCUCUCUUGAUGGAACGAGAGAAACUCUCAGCCGGCACUGCACCAUCCUUGGGGAUGCUCUUCGGAAGGAGAAUGACUUUGCUCUUAUCAUCGAUGGGAAGACCCUCAAGUAUGCCUUAACCUUCGGAGUCCGGCAGUAUUUCAUGGAUUUAGCUUUGUCAUGCAGAGCUGUCAUUUGCUGCAGGGUUUCUCCUCUACAAAAGUCUGAAGUUGUUGAGAUGGUUAAGAAGCAAGUCAAAGUCAUAACGCUUGCCAUUGGCGAUGGAGCCAAUGACGUCAGCAUGAUCCAGACGGCCCACGUGGGUGUUGGCAUAAGCGGCAAUGAAGGCUUGCAGGCCGCCAAUUCUUCUGAUUAUUCCAUAGCUCAGUUCAAGUAUUUAAAGAAUUUAUUGAUGGUUCAUGGUGCCUGGAACUACAACAGAGUCUCAAAGUGCAUCCUGUACUGCUUCUACAAGAACAUAGUGCUUUAUAUUAUUGAGAUCUGGUUUGCCUUUGUUAAUGGCUUUUCUGGACAGAUCCUCUUUGAAAGAUGGUGCAUAGGUCUCUAUAAUGUGAUGUUUACAGCAAUGCCUCCCUUAACUCUUGGAAUAUUUGAGAGAUCAUGCAGAAAAGAGAAUAUGUUGAAGUACCCCGAAUUGUACAAAACAUCUCAGAGCGCUCUGGACUUCAACACCAAGGUUUUCUGGGUUCAUUGUUUAAAUGGCCUCUUCCACUCGGUUAUUCUGUUUUGGUUUCCACUGAAAGCCCUUCAGUAUGGUACUGUGUUUGGAAAUGGGAAAACCUCUGACUACCUGCUGCUGGGCAACUUCGUCUACACGUUUGUAGUGAUAACUGUGUGCUUGAAAGCUGGAUUGGAGACAUCGUACUGGACUUGGUUCAGCCACAUAGCCAUAUGGGGCAGCAUCGCCCUCUGGGUGGUGUUUUUUGGAAUCUACUCAUCUCUGUGGCCUGCUGUUCCAAUGGCCCCUGAUAUGUCAGGAGAGGCAGCCAUGUUAUUCAGCUCCGGAGUCUUUUGGACGGGCCUGCUGUUCAUUCCCGUGGCGUCUUUGCUGCUGGACGUUGCGUACAAAGUUAUCAAGAGGACAGCUUUUAAAACGUUAGUGGAUGAAGUUCAGGAGCUUGAGGCAAAAUCUCAAGACCCAGGAGCGGUUGUACUUGGGAAAAGCCUCACAGAGAGGGCGCAGCUCCUCAAGAACGUUUUCAAGAAGAACCAUGUGAACCUGUACCGCUCCGAAUCUUUGCAGCAGAACCUGCUCCAUGGGUAUGCUUUCUCUCAAGAUGAGAAUGGAAUUGUUUCCCAGUCUGAGGUGAUUAGAGCAUAUGAUACCACGAAGCAGAGGCCAGAGGAGUGGUGAUGGAAGGGACUGAGAGGCAGGCCCUCCUGUCUCUGAGGGGAGCUCCCGCAAUCUAAGGUCGUUGCCACAGUCUGCUGACCAAUUGCAGUCUGGUCCACGGAGAGGAAAGGUGGAUCUGAGCUCAUCUCCCAGGUGGACCUUCAGAUUUGUGUACAUUAGAGACAUAAGCACUGUGCAACCACACUGUAACACCAUCUCUCUCAGAUUCCUUAAAGUGUUUGCUAAGGCUUGGUGAAGAGAACUUGAAAAUGACCUUGUGUCUUGCCAGAGUGAUUUCUCAAGCUGAGGAGAGGUCCGUAGGCUUACACUGUUGAUGGGGGGACUGUCACUACCAGGUCAUCAGCUAUACCACAAGACGACCACCCAUGAAAAACUCUAAACUGGAGUUAAGUUAAAGGGACUCUUGCUAUCCAGACUUAGAUUUCAGGAUAUGCUGAAACCAGCAUUCUUAAAGAACUGACUCACCUUACUGAGCAUUUCUAAACAAGGCAUUAUUAAGUGUUUGUGUCAAAACCCGUCUUGAUAAAUGUUUGCCAAAGAAGUUCAGUAAGUGUGUUUCUCAUUCAGUAGUCAUUUGCCCAGAAAUUUUAAGAGAAAGUUUACUUCUAGUUCUCUGUAAGAUCUAUCUGCAUGCUUGACUUUUCAAAUGUGGGAGUGAUUUGCAAAAAUGAAUAUUUCAAGGCAUUUGCUACUAAAAUCUGUGAUGUUGCACCUUCAGCCUUACAAGUGCUUCUUUGUCUUAUUUAUUCAAGUUAAAGGCACAUGUGUUAAUGUGACUGUCAUAAUACUGAUUUUCAAACUUUCACCUACAUCUUAGUCAUCUCUGAUAGUUUCAUUAUCCUUUAAACUUUCUAAAAACCCAGCUUCUGCUGUGUCUAAAUGAUGUCACUUUUGUCUUAACGUUUCCCCUCUUAAGAAAAUUGUGCUUACGUAUUUAUGUGAGGUUUCCAAAGUUUCUAUCUAGAUGUUUGGAAUAAUAUGUCGGGUAAGUGCAUGGGCUUUUGUGAUGUACAUAGGCUCAGCUUUUGUCAUUGUUCUGGUUCUCACAGUUGGCUCCUACUAGAGAUGCCUGGUGACUUGCUCAGCAUACUCAGUGUUACGGUGGCUGGUGGCCGUCCCUUUGCUUAAGACUGGAAAUUAGUUCACAUUCACGUUCAUUUGUCCAGCAGUUCCUCAAAUUAGUCAUGUGCUGCUUACCAGGACAAAUAAAAAGGAUAUUUUCCCUAUUUUAAAAAUACCUAUUUUCCUCAAACCUGUUACUUUAUAGUCAACGAAUACCUUUCAUCAUCAGCAGGGUUUACUUACAUGGUUUGAAGCACAUUCAGCUUAAUAAUUUUCAGCAUUUCCAUGACAUCUAGAAAUGCCUAUUUUGCUACCAACAUACAGUAAAUGGUGAAGGGGCUAUUUAAAAACCACAAGUUUUCUAUACUAUUUUUAAAUAAGGCUUUCAUUUAAAAAGAAAAAUGAAAAGGAAUUCUAGCUUUGAGAUAUACUUCAAAGAUUGAAGCAAACUUUUUUGCCUUUUAUUCAAAAGCCUGUUUGCCUUUAAGUGGACUUACCAGCAAAGUAGGUAAAGCUUUAAGACAAAAAGUGAGAUGACUUUUCCAAAUUGCCCCUGGUUUAAUCAUUUCCCAAUCUUUUCUUCCUUUUUCUCAAUCUAAAUUUAAAAUUAAAUAUAUAGAGGGAUAGAUAUAAAUAUAUGUAAUUUCUUUGUAUAGGCAGCUGGGUACAAGUAUAAAUCCACAUUUUCUGCAAAUAAUGUGUAUAAUAAUACAUAUAAAUAAUUCUAAUCCAAAAAGAAAGAGAGUUUAUAUAUUUCACUUCUCAGACUCUUGCCAUUUGAGGUUCAGAGUAAGAAAAUCAUGAAUCAAAGCAUCCAGCAAGACCUCAGAUGUAGAGUCUAAGAUCAUCUUCAAAAUUCUGGAGUUGCACACUUUGUGUACUACGCGGGUCUUCAGAGGUUAUGCUCCUGGGCUGCCACGUGGUGUUAGUUGAGGUCAAACCACAAAAAAUCAGCAAGCAUGAAGUGCAUCCCUCCAGAUCUGCUUCCGUUUGCUUUUAUCACUUGCAUCCUUCUCCAAGUUGUUGAAGUGUUAUGAAUGAAAUAGAAUUGAAUUUCUGACUUAAAUAUGAAAAUAAGUUUUAUUUUCAUCUUGAAACAUGGACUGCUUUGACAGUGCUUUCACCAUGAAAAGAAUACUCAUAGUUAAGCACUGACCAACAUACUCUGGAACGUGACAGACUUAUGCCUGUUUGUCUGAUGAUCCAAUUUUUGCAUUAUAGACAUUAGGCCAGUUUUUGCUUACCAGGUGAAGGUAGGGCCUAUGGAGCAGGGAAUGACCACUUUGCUAAAACUUGAAAUACAGCGUUAUAAUUGCAGUGACUUUGCAGUUUUACUGAAAUUAGAGAAAGUGCUCUGAUUUUUAAUCUUCCUGAGUUGGGAGGAAUAAAAGAUACAUAGUUUUACCGGAAUGAAAAUGACCAAUCAGAGCAUCUUUUAUCAUGUAUUUUCUAAAAUGAAGAACACAUUCUCUUCAAUUAAAAGGUUCCUUGUGGGGCUGGGCAUGUAGCUCAGCAGCACAGCGCCUGACUGGCAAGUCUUGAGUUCAAUUCCUGGUACCAAAAAGAACAAAAAGUUCCUUGUAGGGACUCUGGCAAAUACUAACACAGUUGCUGUAUAAUGUUUACAAUUCAGAAACCACUCCUUAUAAUACAAAACCUUCAUUCCUUUAGCAUGGAAAUGCUGGGAGCUGCUCCUUUGAUGUUGAAUACUGCAUAGUGGUACUGAACAUGGACUUUCUAAACUUUUUAUAUAUUCAUAUAAGAAUAUAUCAGUGUCUCACACCCAGAAAGAUGCUAUAUUAUAGAGGUUUUUUUAGCAAGAAAUGAUGUUUCUCAGGAAUGAAGGAAAUUGAAAAUGUGCAGUCUGUUCCUUCCCUCCCUGUCCACGUAAUGCUCUUCUGUCCCACUGCACCGGAAGUGUCAGAAGUGUCUGGAACUCACUUGAAAAGCUCGUUUCUAGUGAGGUGCAUGUGUGGUCUGCUAAAUGAAGGUAGUCACUUUCAUGAACUGUGUGGUCAUUCAGUGGGCUCUAGGAGUCCUCUUAAUUUUCCAGGGUGGGGAGGAAGGAUGAAUUAUAGAAGUCAAUCUUCAUUUAUCUUCUUCACAAAUUUUUACAUUGUAAUUUUGUAAUUCAGCAUUCUGAAUAUCACCCAUGAGAGUCACAUGCUGAAUUCUUCCGCAUUGUGUGCACUGUAUGGUAUGUAAAAAGUGUUCUUUCAGAAAAGUAAAGGGAGGGCCAGGGAAAUGGCUCAGUAGAAUGAGCACUUGCCUGGCAUGCGCAAGGGCCUGAGUUCAACUCCCAGCUCCGCCAAAAAAAAAAAAAAAAAAGUGAAGGCUAGUCAGAAAGUAAUAGAUUAUAUAUUCGUAAUUUUUCAAUUACUUGCAUCAUAAGUAUUACAAAACCACAUAAUCGUUAGGGCUUGUUUUCAUGCAAUUGCCCUUUGAUAGUUCCUGGUUUUGAAACUUAUUUCAUUGACUAAAUCUUUAACCUUAUAAAUAAUCAUCUGAAAAAUGUUAUCAAGAAGAUUUCCAUCAUUUACAUCACAAUGAGUAGUUGUGGAAUUCUUUUGUGAAUUACUUAUGGGAACACCGUGCAGCUCAGUGCCUAAUAAAUGCUUUUUAAUGAUGAA
Octodon degus (degu) is the source of this 7333-nucleotide messenger RNA. RefSeq names its product ATPase phospholipid transporting 8A1 (gene Atp8a1). Gene Ontology annotation, cellular component: plasma membrane. NCBI's taxonomy places the organism in Eukaryota, Metazoa, Chordata, Mammalia, Rodentia, Octodontidae. Gene Ontology annotation, biological process: phospholipid translocation. Bases 192 to 3641 code for a protein of 1149 amino acids. Gene Ontology annotation, molecular function: ATP binding; ATP hydrolysis activity; ATPase-coupled intramembrane lipid carrier activity. The transcript is spliced from 36 exons. The record is from RefSeq and is a predicted model, not a curated record.